Oncorhynchus mykiss (rainbow trout) is the source of this 5986-nucleotide messenger RNA. Lineage: Eukaryota; Metazoa; Chordata; Actinopteri; Salmoniformes; Salmonidae. The record is from RefSeq and is a predicted model, not a curated record.
AGAAGAGGUGAUUGGUUAGACUGCUCAAUGAAGACGGAAGAGGUGAGAGUGUAGAAACCUUUGCCACGGAGCAUCAAAAUCAAAUGUGUCUGGAAGGUUAUUCUCUGCAUUUUAGGGGACCUUCUAACCGUGGAAGUAUCUUGAAUCUUUGCAUAUGCCUACCUGUUGAAUGUUACAGCGGGCGAGGAAACUUUUUCCAGAUACAACGCGUCUAUCAAUAAUUUGUUAAAGAAUUCAGCGCAGAAUCCACCAUCAUUUUUUUUGCGGAUACCAUUCGAUGUUUCAGUAAGAAUCAGCAAAUCAGUUGAAACUUGAAACAACAUAUUUGGCAUCUGAGAAUUAAACAAUUAAACACCUGCCACUUGUACAGGCUGAAGACUAAAGGAAUUACUGAAAGAAGACUUCAGACUGACGCACUAAAUGGAAACACAACCUGCCUUUACUUGUAAAAGUGUAUAACGCAGGUAAAUGAUGCUGGAGGCUGUGUGACUGGCUACUAUGGGACCGAAGAGGGGCUAUUUCGUGGAUGUCACCAUGGUGACUGCACUCUGCCUGCUGUGUGUCAGCCAUGGUCAGAAGCCGGAGGUGCGUGCCAAGGAAGGGGGUGUGGUGGAGAUGGAGUGUAGACUGCCAGCCACGGACACGGGUGCGUCUGUGUCCCUGCACGUGGUGGAAUGGGUGCGCCAGGGCUUCGAGAUCCCAGUCCUGAUCAAGUUUGGAGUGUAUGCUCCUCGGGUGCAUCCCAACUACGAGGGCCGUGUGUCUCUGGUCAGGAACACUGUUCUGAGAGUGAAGGGGCUCCUCAUGGAGGACCAGGGCCUGUACGAGUGUCGCAUCCUCCUGUUGGACCAAACCACAGACGAGACCCACAAUGGGACCUGGACCCUACUGUCUGUAACUGCUCCUCCUAUUUUCACCAAGACCCCUCCCCCUGUCCUGGAGGCUCUAGUGGGGAAUUCUCUCUCUCUAGCCUGUGUUGCUCGUGGCAACCCACCACCCACCAUAACCUGGGCUAAAGAUGGUACUCUGAUUGGAGGAGACAAAGUUGAGCUGCUGAGUGGGACGUUGUCUCUCAGAGCAGUGAGCACGGAGGCCGGAGGACGGUAUGAAUGUCUCGCCACCAACACAGAGGGCAAUGUGACUCAUGUUACAAAGCUGAAGGUCAAAGGUCCUCCAGUUAUUGUUAUCCCCCCGAAUAACAUGGCCCUCAACAUGACCCAGAAUGCCCUGCUGCGGUGCCAGGCCGUGGCUGAUCCCCCCAACAUGACCUAUGUGUGGCAGAGGCAGGGAGAGAACGUCCAUCACAUAGAGCCUCUAAAAUCCCGGGUGAAGAUCAUGGUGGACGGCACCCUCCUCAUCACCCGCAUCACCCCAGACGAUUCUGGGAACUAUACCUGCAUGCCCACCAAUGGCCUGUUAACUCCGCCAACUGCUUCCGCCAGUCUCACUGUGAGACACCCUGCCCAGGCUCUCCUGAUGCCUCAGCAGACGUAUCUCCCCACAGACCUGGGGGGUCUGGUCUCCUGCCCUGUGAGAGCCCAGCCCCUCCUGCUCCGUGUUGAUUGGACCAAGGAUGGACAGCCACUGGAUUUGGCCAUGUACCCAGGAUGGACGCUGACGUCUGAAGGCUCGGUGUUCAUGGCAGCUGUCAAUGAUGAUGCAACAGGCGUGUACAAGUGCACCCCCUACAACAGCUUCGGGACCAUGGGCCAAUCAGGGCCCACGACAGUCAUCCUACAGGACCCCCCGUCACUCAACGUGUCUCCCCGAAAGGUGUAUCGACAGGAGGUGGGGAGGACGCUUGUUAUCCCCUGCCAGACCACUGGAGAGCCAGCCCCUACUGUAACCUGGAGCAAGGUUGCACCUGCCACACUCUCUCAGUACUCUGUAGCAGCCAACGGCUCCCUGCUGCUGCUUCCUCUCACUAAAGACCACCAAGGGGAGUGGGAGUGCAGUGUUACCAACCGCGUGGGAACUGUCAAAGCCAGCACUCUCAUCUCAGCGCUGGGCACCAGUCCCCAUGCUGCCACAUUGGUGUCUGUGUUUCCAGGGGUCAAGCAGGCCAAUGUGUCCUGGGAACCAGGCUUUGAUGGGGGAUACCCCCAGAAAUUCACUGUCUGGUUGAAGCAGAUGUCUGUGGGUGACAGUGGGGAGAAACAGGAGUGGCUCUCUGUGCCCGUGCCCUCCUCCUCUGGCUCCAGUCUGCAGGUGACGGGGCUGGUCCCUGACACAGAGUACCAGUUCAGUGUCCUGCCACACAACAAAGUGGGCACUGGGCCUUUCAGUGAGAUCGCCACCGUCCGAACUCUGAAUACACUCCCAAGGAGAGCGAAACUAGAACCGCCCACAUCGCUCUUAGCCAAUCAGAGCUUGGCAGGUAUAGUCCUGCAAUGGUCUCCUGUGGUUCAGUUCCCGCCCAUCACUGGAUUUGUCCUCCAAUCUCGCGCAGAGCAAGGGGAGUGGUUCAUUCUAGAUGAGGACAUCAGUGCCAAUAGAACUGUGAUGAUCGUUCCAGGUCUGCGCAAGGACUCUGUGUACGAGCUGCGGCUGAUGUCCCGGCGAGGGGUGUUGCUGAGCGAGCCCAGUCCAUCAGUUAACGUCUCCAACAUGGGGAUGGAUAUGUACCCUGCCAGUUCCCGCCUCCUGGAGUUUGUACCCAAGCCGUUAUUGGCUGGAGUGAUGGGAGGCGUUGCCUUCCUGUGUUUGGCCCUCAUCCUGGUCCUGGGGACAGUGUGUAUCAUCAGUCACAAGAGGGACCAGCGACGCAGGAAGAAGAGGAAAGAUGAUCUCCCUCCUGCCAUCUGUAAAAGCCAUCUCUCAACCGGGUCACUUGCUACCAGUCCAGACAGUGUGCUGAAGCAGAAACUCCUCCAGUCCCACUCCCACUAUCCUGGCUCCACCUCCCGCUCCUGCUCCUCCUCCCAGUCGGACCACUCCUCUUUCGACAAACCCAGCCGCAGUGAAUACCAUGACCAGUGCCAGCAGCUGCUCUCAUGCCCCCCACCACCUCCUCACUACGCCCCCCACCACCACCUCCCCAGGACAGGCUCUUCUCCAAAUUCCCCUCUAGAGUUCAUCUUCAGAGGCGCUGACGGUCUCUUCAUGAUGCAGCCCUAUGACCAGGCCUCUGUCCACAUUUCCCACAACAUAAGAUCCCUGAGGAAAGACUUCCCACAAUCCACUGAGGUCCAGCUGUCAGUGUCCCCCUGUGUGAGGAGGGAGCCGCCAUUGGUCCUCUCAGUGGACCUUCCCCCCUGUGGUGGAUCUAACCCCAACCCCACGACCAUGGUCCGGGCCAUGGCCAAACACCUUUCCCUCCAUGGACGAUUCUACCUGGAUGGGAAGAAAGACAGUUGUGCUGGACAUCCAGGCGAGAGUAGUCCCUACUCGGACAGUAACUCAGACAUGUACCCUCAGCCAAGCCUGGAGGAGAGCAAACAAGGAUACCUAUCACUAAAGCGGGCCGUCCAGCCUGCCAUUGCCAGCACCCUGAUGCUACAGAUGGAGCAUGAGAGGGAGACCGGCAACCUGAGCAGGUGUCUGAAGCUGGCCCGGGAGAGGGAGGAGCUGGAGAGAAAGCUACGGAAGUACACACUGGAGAGGAACGCUACUUUAGAUGGGAAGAGCAAGAGACCAGGCAUAGAUGAGGAGAGUUGGAGAGAGACAGAAAAAUGUGAUCCCAUAUGGAAACCUCAGGAAAGCACCUCCCUACAAAAUCACCCCCAUCACUGUCAUCCCCAGGCCAACUGGGGGAGCUCUAGCAUGGCCAAAAGGCCCUUGUCCCCAUCUUAUAUUCACUGGGAGGCCAGCCCUCUCACCUCAGCCACCAGCCUGGUCGCAGCCCUUCACACCACCUCUGAGAGGACAGUGACCCUCCACUGUGACCCUGCAGUCACUCAAUGUCCCUCUUGGUCACCUGUCACACAACACCACCUCAGGGCUAAGAGAGCAGAGGGUCACUCUAAGAGGAGGGUGAGUCACCAGCCACUAGAGAGGCAAAAAGGGAAAGAAGCUGCGAGUUUCAAGACACACACAGGGCUUUGUGAUACUACUCACAUGUCAACAGAGUUGAAGGGAGAUGACUCAGAGUCACAUGAAUGGAACAGCAAGAGCAAUCAAUUCCAUUCCAAUGGCAGAAUUUCACACAAGUCUAAGCCAGAUGUCUCUGUCAACAAAGUGCAUGGUGUAUGGAAAGUGGCGUUAGCAAGGUCACAGCCAUUUGAAAAGCCAUCUCAACACACAGUGUUGGAUCUCUCAGACUGUAUAGAGAUGAGUGUGGAUGAACCAGAAGGCUCAGUUGAUCCUCCUACAAAUCCCAUAAUGCUCCAGAGCCUAUUGGCAGAGAAAGACCACAGAGGACCGCAAACCACAAAAAAAGACCGCAGAGGCCAUCCAUUGGACCGCAAAAAGAGCCCAGUACCUAGAGAGGAGCGGGAGAAGUGGCACAGGAGAUCACCUCGGGGCAGAAGCCCAACUACCAUUCAGCCUCCCAGGCCUGUGCUCAGGAAGGCCCUCAGUCUAGGAUGCUCUCAGAACGGGGACGACCGCCACCACCAGCGCAGCCACAGUCUAGAUUCCAGAAGACAAUCCCAAGGUAACUUCCUGACGCCUGACGCCCGGGUCGACUCUCGCAGCCAUGAGAACUGUUCCUCUCCUUUCUCCUUCCGACCAGACACUGUGUUCUGGGAACCGGAAUUCACCUCAGCUCCUGAGACCAACCACACAGAGGCCCCCACUGCCUUCCCACCUCCCCCUCCUCCCCCCCAGGACCUCCAGCCUCCCAGCAAGGCCCCACAGCAGCUUUAUGAAGCAUACAAGGGUAAUGUGCACAUCCCAAAUGUAAGAAAAUUGGUGCUGAAGAGACAGCAGCCGCUCCCCCCAACCCCUCCUCCAGUGCCUUCGGGCCCCAUCCACCCACCCCACAACCCUUGCAAAAAGGCCUCCAUCUUCCCAGACGCCUCCAGGUGGCCCAUCACCUACCAGGAGGCCCUGAGGUCUGUGCAGCGCAUGGAGGCCAGGAAGAAUGCCUCUCUCUCCAGGGACCACAGGGAGCACCCCAGACCAUCAGACUGUAGAGGCAGAGCUACAGCUCCCUCCCUGCUCAGAGGUUACAGCUGGCCCGCACCCCUUCACACCUCUCAGCCGUCCCAGGAGGAGGAGAAGCAGGAAGAGGUGGUAGAAGAGGAGGAGGAAGGAGAGGAGAGGUAUGGGGGGCAUGAAAUGGAGCUGGAGAUUGGGAGGUAUCAUCGGGGAGUUCCAGACUCAGGGGGGAGCUACAGUAGCUAUGCCAGCCAGAGCAGUGGCAGGGGGAGUCUGGAGCCUCCCAAUGGGCGCAUGUCCAUCCGCCUGUCCCCAACCCUCACCAGCUCUCCUGAGACCAUCGAGGAGAUACAGGGGAACACAGAGGAGACACAUCUACAGGAUAUGGAGGCAUUGAAAGGGAGAAAGGCCUCAGUGGAUAAGAAUUAUGAGUGGGACUCAACUAAUGUGUCCAUUCAGCCAGGAGAUCAAGACCUUGAAGGCACAAGCCUGUUCUCCUCAGUGAGUCUACUGAAGUCUACUCCCAGCAUGCACCAUUCCAGGAAAGGCCUCAAAGAGUCCGUCCAAUUCCAGGGUCAUCACCAUGAGACCAGCCGCUACUCAGAGCCCGAGCCAGAGACUGUGCUGUUCUGACAAUCCCAUCUAUACCUAAGGUCUCGGGUCCUGUCCCCAUGCUUCUCUACAGCCUGGAGCCCUCUGAAUGAUUUCCCUUCACUGGCCCUGUCUGGGCAGAGCACAACCCUCAGCGGCAGAAUAAUUGGUUCAGAAAAAGGUCAGCUUGUUGCCAUCUGCCACCCACCACCAUGACAUUCCUUUAGCUUCUGACUGGACAGGAGGAGGACAGAGAGUGGUACAUCCUGAUUGGACAGGGGGAGGACAGAGAGUGGUACAUCCUGAUUGGACAGGGGGAGGACAGAGAGUGGUACAUCCUGAUUGGACAGGAGGA